AUGAGUACAACUAAGAUCAAACGGAGAGUCGGUAAAUAUGAGCUGGGACGCACGAUCGGGGAAGGAACAUUUGCCAAGGUCAAGUUUGCAAGGAAUAUCAAAACUGGAGAACCCGUUGCCAUCAAGAUUCAUGACAAGGAGAAAGUUCUCAAACACAAAUUAGUCGAACAGAUCAAGCGAGAAGUAGCUACUAUGAAGUUAAUAAAGCAUCCUAAUGUUGUUCGCAUCUAUGAGGUGAUGGGAAGCAAAUCGAAGAUUUUCAUUAUACUAGAAUUUGCUACAAGGGGAGAGCUUUUCAACAAAAUAGUAAACCAUGGUCGUAUGAGGGAAGAUGAAGCACGAAGAUAUUUCCAACAACUUAUCAAUGCGGUUGAUUACUAUCAUAGCAGGGGAGUUUACCAUCGCGAUCUGAAACCAGAAAACUUACUACUCGAUGCUUACGGUAACCUGAAAGUUUUAGACUUUGGAUUAAGUGCAUUAUCACAGCAAGUCAGGGAUGAUGGCUUACUUCAUACCACUUGUGGCACUCCAAAUUAUGUUGCUCCAGAGGUUCUCAAUGAUAGAGGCUAUGACGGAGCAACUGCAGAUUUAUGGUCUUGUGGAGUCAUCCUAUUUGUGCUGCUUGCAGGUUACUUGCCCUUUGAGGAUUCUAAUAUUAUCACCUUGUACAAGAAAAGAACUGAUUCUUCAACCCAUUCACCUACCAAUAGGAUUGGACAAGUUUCACAUAGUGUUGUUCUAGGAAUUGUUAAUAUUUCUGAUCAAAGAGAAGUUUAUCUACAAUAUGCUUUAUCCUUUUUAAAGGUUGGUGUAGUUCUGCUAUCUCUAGGAGCUGGAAUUUUAUCUCCUGCUGGUGCUAACAACACCCCACUUGUUUGCUGUGUUGAGUAUAUCAUUUUAGAGAGGGAUAAAUUUUCGUCUUUGUUUCCAAAUGCAUAG
Molecule: messenger RNA, 939 nt
Organism: Zingiber officinale
Lineage: Eukaryota; Viridiplantae; Streptophyta; Magnoliopsida; Zingiberales; Zingiberaceae
Product: CBL-interacting protein kinase 32-like
Exons: 10
Coding region: 1-939 (312 amino acids)
Biological process (GO): protein phosphorylation
Molecular function (GO): ATP binding; protein kinase activity
Source: RefSeq, a predicted model, not a curated record